AUGGCCACUACCAAGCACAGCAACGUCGACCUCUUGUUUGCAGGCGCGGGCCCUGCUGGCAUGAUGGCCAGCAUGUAUCUCUCAGAGCAUGGUGUGAAGCAUCGCAUCAUUGAUCGAAGGGGCACAAGAAAACUCAACGGACGGGCCGACGGUCUCAUGACGAGGACCGUCGAGAUCUGGGACAGCUAUAGCAUCGCUGACAAGAUCAGUAGCGUUGCCGCUUCGUUUGGGGAGUGGUCGUUGUGGUCCUUCGAUGGCGAUAUUCAGGCUGGGCAUGAACAUCUCGCAGCACGACGCGUACAACCUCUUGUCUCGUGGAAGAUCGCUGGCGUUGUCAAUGGACAACUAUCUCCAAAGAUUUUGAGCACAUACGAGCACGGGCGGAUCCCAGUGGCUCGCCGCCUCAUUGCCCACGAUAGAGACAUGGCCGCCGUAUUAACAGCUCGCCAGGAUCGUGACGGAGCAGCGAUAAAUAAGAUAUACGCUCGUCUGCAGGAGAACAACGGCACACUCCUGCAAUAUGACCACUGCUCUCUGGUUACAGCGGAUGGUGAUACUGCUCGUCAGAGCGCUGCAUCUGAGCUCAAGCUAGGAACCACGUUCCCUGAUGUGACAGUGUGGAGUCAGGCCAGAGGCGAUAUGGCGUGGUCACAAUCACUUCUCAAGAGCAAUGGACAGUGGCGCCUCAUGGUCUUUGCUGGAGAUGUAGCGCAGAUAUCACAGCUGGCUACCGUCAACAGUCUGGGUGAUCAAAUCGUACAGCUCGCCACUACCAAUGAUGUUGAAUUGCCAGACUUCCACGAGGCAUACUUUCCAUUGGAUGAAGUGGCGGGUCGAAGGUACGAUACUAUCUAUGCCGACUGGCCUUCGGAAGGGAAGGAUGAUACUACCGUCAAUGCUCACAAGGCAUAUGGUGUGGAUCCGAACAAAGGCGCACUGGUUUUGAUUAGACCAGACCAGUUCGUUGCUUGGGUUGAGUCGUUGGAGGAUCUGGGAGCGCUGGAAGAGUGGUUGGCGCGGUUUAUGCUUGCAGAGCGGGAACCGCGCAGAGAUUCUGGGCAGGAUAGGGAGAGCACCGAAAGCACAGAUAUCUAA
Messenger RNA from Fulvia fulva, 1095 nucleotides. RefSeq names its product FAD-dependent monooxygenase hkm7. NCBI's taxonomy places the organism in Eukaryota, Fungi, Ascomycota, Dothideomycetes, Mycosphaerellales, Mycosphaerellaceae. The transcript is spliced from 3 exons. The record is from RefSeq and is a predicted model, not a curated record. Gene Ontology annotation, molecular function: FAD binding. The coding region runs from base 1 to 1095 and encodes 364 amino acids.